Lepus europaeus (European hare) is the source of this 2069-nucleotide messenger RNA. It is a transcript of the gene WDR53, whose product is annotated as WD repeat domain 53. The transcript has 4 exons. The record is from RefSeq and is a predicted model, not a curated record. Bases 162 to 1358 code for a protein of 398 amino acids. Gene Ontology annotation, molecular function: protein binding. NCBI's taxonomy places the organism in Eukaryota, Metazoa, Chordata, Mammalia, Lagomorpha, Leporidae.
UGAGGCGCCUCGCGCCCUACGCUUGAUGGGAUUGGGCGCUCGCGGGUGAGGUCAUCACGAGGCGCCGAGGAGGGGAGCGGGAAACGCAGGGACUGAAACUAAAUAAUGAAUGAAUCUCUGAGGUAAGACCCAAGGGUCUGCAUUUUCAACCAGUUCCCCAGAUGAUGAUUAGUGUGACACAGGUUCUGAAAUUCCAGCAUACAUCAGGAUCACCUGGAGGAUUUACCGGACACACUGCUGACCCACACCCAGAGCUUCAGAUUCAAGUCUUCUGGACCGUUAUGGCAGUCAGGUGGACUGGUGGACAUUCCUCUCCGGUGCUCUGCCUGAAUGCAAGUAAAGAAGGGCUGGUGGCGUCUGGAGCAGAAGGCGGAGAUCUCACGGCUUGGGGUGACGAUGGGACUCCAUUAGGACAUACACGGUUCCCAGGGGCUGAUGAUGUUACCAGUGUCUUAUUUUCUCCUUCCUGCCCCACCAAGCUCUAUGCCUCACACGGAGAAAUAAUCAGCAUACUGGAUGUCAGGUCCCUCAAAGGUUGCCUGGACCACUUUCAUGUGAAUGAAGAAGAAAUCAAUUGUCUUUCAUUAAAUGAAACUGAAAACCUGCUGGCUUCUGCUGACGACUCUGGGGCCAUCAAAAUCCUAGACUUGGAAAACAAGAAAGUCAGCAGAUCCCUGAAGAGACAUUCCAAUAUCUGCUCCUCUGUAGCUUUUCGACCGCAGAGGCCUCUGAGCCUGGUGUCCUGUGGACUGGAUAUGCAGGUGAUGCUGUGGAAUCUUCAGAAAGCACGGCCACUCUGGAUUACAAACUUACAGGAGGAUAGAACAGAAGAAGUUGAAGGCCCACAGUCAACUGGUCAGCUCUUUAACCCUGCUCUAGCCCACUCUGUCUCUGUGGCAUCGUGUGGCAAUGUUUUUAGUUGUGGUGCAGAAGAUGGUAAGGUCCGAAUCUUUAGGGUGAUGGGAGUCAAGUGUGAACAGGAACUGGGAUUUAAGGGCCACACAUUGGGGGUAUCCCAGGUCUGUUUCCUGCCAGAAUCCUAUUUGCUGCUUACUGGAGGGAAUGAUGGGAAGAUCAGGCUGUGGGAUGUGAGUAGUGAAGUUGACAGAAAACAGAAGAGCCCUAUGAAACACGCCCACAGGAAGAAAACUAAAAGAGCAACUUACACCAAGCAGGGCAAAAAUGCUAGUGCUUCAGGAACAGAAGAGGAAGACUCUGGCAAAAUUUCACCAAAGCUAAAUAUUGAACAUGGAGAAAAAGUGAACUGGCUUUUGGGAACAAAAAUAAAGGGACAUCAAAAUAUAGUAGUAGCUGAUCAAACUAGUUGUAUAUCUGUAUACCCCUUAAAUGAAUUUUAAAUCCAAUAAAAACAAGCUAACAGCUGGUAAAACUUUUUUUAGGUUAAAAAUUUCCAGAUUCUGGGGCAGACAUUUGGUACAGUGAUUAAGACGUUGCUUUGGAUGCCUGCAGCCCACAUCAGAGUGCUGGGUUUAAGUCCUGGCUACUUGCUUCCUGUCCUGCUCCCUGCUAAUGUACGCCCUGGGAGGCAUCAAAUGAUGGCUCAAGUACUUGGGUCCCUGCCACCCUUGUGAGAAACCUGGGUGGAGUUUUGGCUCCUGGCUUCAGCCUGGCCUAGCCCUGGCUGAUGCAGGCAAUUAAGAAGUUAACCAAUGGAUGAAAGAGCGUUCUCUCUCGCUCUCUCUGUCAAAUAAAUAAUUCUUUUAAAUUCUGAAUUCUGGGAUGGGCAUUGUGGCACAUUGAAAGCUACUGCUUGCAAUGCCAGCAUCCCAUAUCCGAAUGCCUGUUUGAAGCAAUAGCUGCUCUAUUUCAGUCGGGCUCCCUGCUGAUGUUCCUAGGAAGGCAGCAGAAGAUGGCCUUGGGUCCCUACCAUGUGGGAGACCCAGAUGGAGUUCCAUUCUCACUUUGACCUGGCCCAGCCCCAGCUGUUGUCACCAUUUGGGGAUGAACCAGUGGAUAAGAUGUCUCUCUCUCUCUCUCUCUCUCUCUCUUUGCUUCUGGUCUGUCUCUCUCUCACUCUGCCUUUCAAAUAAAUAAGUAUUUUUUAAAAA